Molecule: messenger RNA, 4291 nt
Organism: Mesocricetus auratus (golden hamster)
Lineage: Eukaryota; Metazoa; Chordata; Mammalia; Rodentia; Cricetidae
Gene: Ppp1r3b
Product: protein phosphatase 1 regulatory subunit 3B
Exons: 2
Coding region: 184-1041 (285 amino acids)
Biological process (GO): regulation of glycogen catabolic process; regulation of glycogen biosynthetic process
Cellular component (GO): protein phosphatase type 1 complex
Molecular function (GO): protein phosphatase 1 binding; glycogen binding; protein phosphatase regulator activity
Source: RefSeq, a predicted model, not a curated record
GCUCCUCCUCCUUGCUCGGCUCCGGGAACUAAGCCCGACCUCCGGGACACUCCGACGCUCACGUAGUUCAGGGGACAGCAGUCACUCCCGCCACCUCUCAGGCUCUCCCAUGAGGCCAGCGAGCGGGGGCCCGGGGCUGCGGCGCCGCGGGAGAGACUUCUAGCCAGCUCGUCUAGCCCCGCGAUGGCUGUGGACAUAGAGUACAGAUACAGCAGCUUGGCCCCUUCUCUGCGCAGGGAGCGCUUUGCCUUCAAGAUCUCCCCAAAGCUGAACAAGCCACUGAGACCUUGUAUUCAGCUGGGCAGCAAGGAUGAAGCCAGCAGCGGAAUGGUGGCCCCGACCGUGCAGGAGAAGAAGGUGAAGAAGCGGGUGUCCUUCGCCGACAACCAGGGACUGGCCCUGACAAUGGUCAAAGUGUUCUCCGAAUUUGAUGACCCGUUAGAUAUUCCGUUUAACAUCACCGAGCUCCUAGACAACAUCGUGAGUCUGACGACAGCAGAGAGCGAAAGCUUUGUUUUGGAUUUCCCACAGCCUUCUGCCGAUUACUUAGACUUCAGAAAUCGACUUCAGACCAACCACGUCUGCCUCGAAAACUGUGUCCUCAAGGACAAAGCCAUCGCAGGCACCGUGAAGGUCCAGAACCUGGCAUUCGAGAAGGUUGUGAAGAUCAGAAUGACAUUUGACACCUGGAAGAGCUUCACAGACUUCCCUUGUCAGUAUGUGAAGGACACUUACGCUGGUUCAGACAGGGACACCUUCUCCUUCGACAUCAGCCUACCUGAGAAAAUCCAGUCUUAUGAAAGAAUGGAGUUUGCCGUGUGCUACGAGUGUAAUGGCCAGGCCUACUGGGACAGCAACAAAGGCAAAAACUACAGGAUCAUCCGGGCUGAACUCCGAUCCACUCCGGGAAUGACUGAGCCGUACAAUGGACCAGAUUUGGGAAUAUCCUUUGACCAGUUUGGAAGUCCUCGGUGUUCCUAUGGCCUGUUUCCAGAGUGGCCUAGUUACCUGGGAUACGAAAAGCUGGGACCCUACUACUGAUGACUGCAGUCGGCAGUCUGACUCUGGUCAAGAUGGAGCAGAGAAUGCAAGACAAGAGUGAAGUUGAACUGCCGUUUGGCAUGGUUUUUGAAAAGCUAAGAUCCUGCUCACCUUUUCCGUAAAACCAGCAAGCCCAGCGCGUCUCCGUCGCAGCUGGUUACUUGCUCGGAGGAGAGCAGGUGUGUUGGUCCUCUGUGGCAUCCGGGUUGGCUACAGAGGAAUGCACAGGAUAGUGCCAGGAUGGUCUGGAGUGGAGCCAAGCUGGCAAGAAUGAAGGAAGCUGGCCUCUCCUCCACCCUUGGAUGUGGAGUCAGUCUCCCAGAAACCACCCGUCUUCAGCCUUCUCCAGCCUUACCACGGACCUCUAUGUCCUGCUCCGCCCACGUUUUCCACGUGUUACCACACGUCCUUGGAGCCACCUUUAUCUCAGCUGCGUGACACACUGGCCUGCUACCCUGCAGCUUCAGAAGAGGGACGGAGGCAGCCCCUCUCCACACAAGCUCAUGCUCUACAUUUAGUCUCCCACACAGCCCAUCCAGUGAUCCAGACGAGAUGAAGCAAAUGAGUAGUUUGUGGCUGGCAUAGACUUUCCCCUCCCCCUCCUCCAUAUUCCAACAGAGAGCAACACACCAGAAAGUCAUUGAUCUCUGUGUGGAGUCAUGGGGCACAGCAUUGUGACAAGGUGGGACAGUACUAAGUUUUAGCUUUUCCCCUUGGCUUCUGGGGGGGGGUGCUUUCUAAGCACUCAGUUUCACCCCACCCCCACCCCGAGUUACCAGAAGACUCGAUGACUAGAUCUGUCUUCACUUGCCUGACUGGUGUGUGAGCUGCUUUGGUUAUAAGAGACUAACAGCUCUCCUCUCCUGGGGUGUCCACGUCAGUGCCCCAUCUGAGACUUCUAAACGGCAUGGCUGGCGUGUCCUUGAAGCCUCCAGAAAAUGCUUAGCCUUCUCUGCAGUCUACGGUCAUAUUCUGGAUGUUUUACAAGCACCCGAAGACAUUGAUUGGGAACUUUUAUUUAUGGUGUGUAUUGUAAGGGGGGACCUCACUGAGUUUUUCUAUGUUAUUUUAAAUGUUUGUCAACUCUGAGGACUCGGAGAUGAAUUCUUUUCUUAACCACAUUGGACUGCAGUGCAUUAUCGAGUGGUAAUUUAGACUCCUGGAACUGUUACUGUUGGAUGGACCCCCACAACCUGUGAUUUUCUCUUGGGCAAAUUAAAAUUAUAGGGAAGUUUGAAAACUAUUUUUACAUGCAUAUUUGUAGAACUCUAGGGGUGUUGUUUUGGUUUUUUGAGAUUGGUAAAAUGUCUAGUUUUCUUACUGAAGCGAGGUUUCCCCGAGGCAACAGGGAAAGAGGUGCACAGUUUCGUGGAUUCUGGGGGCCGGGGGAGCGCUGGACAUGACCCUGUGCUUCUCUGGCUUCAAAAGUUAGCAGCAGGUAGGUAUCACAUGCUUUUGAUUUUAGCAUGUGCGGUUUCUUUUUUAUCUUAUUUUUUUUCACUUUUGAAGUUUAUAAAAUGUUUUGACUUUUUAAGUGCUAUUUUGUCGAAUUUUUCUUAUUCCUAAAGCCGAUACUGGUCUGUAAUCUGUGCUUUAUAUUUUGUGCCCCCCCCCCCACCAGAUGGGUAGCACUCUGGGGUUGCACGCUGCUGUCUAUGGGGAAAUCACAUUUGUAAGUCAGGCUGAAGUUGGGCGGGGUUGUGUGUUAUCUAAGCAUACCAUAUAUCUGCUAGAUGGGCGUACUCUAAAUGUUCCAGUUAUGGUGAUCGGAGCUGCUAGAUUUAAUUGGACGCAAGCAAAACUGAUCUCUUAUGGAUCAUACAGUUUGUCCGGUGCUGAGAAGUAUUCUUUCCCGGAUGGGAUAAUGUAUCCAGAUGCACUGUUACUCAGAGUAGCAGACCAAAGAUGGUUUUCAAAAGAAAAGGGUCCCGAGUAAAUUCAAAACGAAGUCUGAUCAGUGGUGUGGAAUGAUGAACUUCUGACAUUCCGUGUCAAAAUAUGAAAUAUGGUGAUUCCAUGUUAUGUAUCCCUCCUGAGGCAGCCACAAACCCCCGCCUCUUUUACCCAGAUUUGCCCCAGCUUUCUCAUUGGGGGUACACUGGGAUACACACCCCAACACUCAGCCCAGAGGACCUGCUUGCCAAGACCCUUCCCACUGACCAGCCUGUGUGCUUGGCUUCCCUCAUGGAGGCUGUCCCUCACUGAGAUGCUAAAGAGUCUUUCUUCUGUCUUCUGCCUCCCAUGACUCUGAGAUAGCCUCAGGAGCUGCUUUGAGAGACUCUACACUUCGUUCAUAGUUCACCAUUGUAGACAAACAUACACACCUCAGAGGGUAACAGGCUUCUUGCUUGGAGAUCCCACUGCAAGCUUGACCCGGAGAUCUGCCGUCAUGCUAUGUUUGGUUAUGGUGAUGAAUGGACACUAAUCCCAGCAUCCUUUCCAGACACUAUAAUCCAGGAAGGGAAGGCAACUCCCUUUUUAUUUCAUAUUUAUUUCUCCAAACUCCCUGGGGUGCUUUUGCAAAAUGGCUACAAUAAAUAAAUACGCUGGGCUAUAGAUAGUUGUAUGAUAAAAGUUUCCCAUGUUUCUCACAAGAAGCAUUUGAGUAUUGUAAAAAUUUUUUAUAGGAAAGCUAAUAAAUAAUGGAAGACUGUAGUUCUCCAGAAACUAUGGCAACUUGAGUCAAUGAUUGGAGUUAUUUUAUCCCUGAAAUGAAUGUUGAAUGGCUCUUCAUUCUGGGAAAGUCUUUGCUUACCUGCAUCUCCUGGCAUGAUCUCAGAAACUGGAGAUAAGAUGUUCCGGAAAUCCUGGGAUCUUACCUAUAAUGAAAUCUUCCAGAGGCAAUCUGGCAGCAUUCCUGAAGUGGAGGACAGGAAAUAAAGGAGUAGUUUCUCCUGCUGAAGGCUGUGAGGUCUGCCCAGCUCAACCUGCAAAGCAGUGAGUUUCCAUGGUUUUGCUGCUCAUUCCCAGAGACCCCUGGGGCAUGAGGACUUCUAGUCUAUACAUGUGAUAAUGUUACACUUUUGCUUUAAUGUGAAUAUUCAACUGACGACUUGUCAUCAUUUUAUGCCUAAAAGUGCCUUGUCCAAAAACUUCUGCAUGUUUUUAAGAAAUAUUUUUGUACACAGUGGUAGAGGGGAAAUGCACUUUAAAAAAAUCACAAGAAUGGCUGUUUUUGUGUGUGUGGUGGAAGAGAAUGGUUUGUUUGUAUCUGUCUCAAGCAAAUAUGUAAUAAAUACUGAAAGAAAAA